This is a messenger RNA of Penicillium cinerascens, 1557 nucleotides long. Its product is annotated as cytochrome P450. Bases 1 to 1557 code for a protein of 518 amino acids. NCBI's taxonomy places the organism in Eukaryota, Fungi, Ascomycota, Eurotiomycetes, Eurotiales, Aspergillaceae. The transcript has 4 exons. Gene Ontology annotation, molecular function: oxidoreductase activity, acting on paired donors, with incorporation or reduction of molecular oxygen; iron ion binding; monooxygenase activity. The record is from RefSeq and is a predicted model, not a curated record.
AUGGUCUCAUCUUGGACAAUAUGGACUACCUCCAGUAUCCCGUUCUGGAGCCUGUCUGCAGCAGUCCUGCUUUUGGUUGCGUAUGCUGGUAGCAUCAUCUACGAGCUUUACUUGUCGCCUCUCAGUCGUUUUCCAGGCCCUAAUCUCUGGGCUAUCUCACGCAUCCCCGGACAGCUUUCUGUCUUACGGGGUCGGCAUCACUUGGAUAUUUUGGCCUUACAUGAACAGUAUGGCCCUGUUAUCCGGAUCAGCCCUAAAGAGUUGGCUUUCAACACCCCGCAGGCCUUUCGGGAUAUCUACGGUGCCAGGCCCGGAGGUUGCUUUGCCAAAGAUCAAAGUCAUUAUCUGCCGCCGGCAAAUGGCGUUGACCACUUGGUGUGUGCCGUGGACAAUGCUGUGCAUGCGCGCCAGCGGCGUCUAUUGGCACAUGCAUUUUCAGAUCGAGCCCUAAGAGAUCAGGAGGGACUCAUCAAGGGUUAUGUCGAUACUAUGAUUGGAAAGCUACGUGCAGAGAUAACUAAGAAGAAUUUUCCUCAUGUCGACAUCAGCAGUUGGAUGAAUUACACUACAUUUGACAUCACAGGCGACUUGAUGUUUGGCGAGUCAUUCGAUUGCCUCAAGGACAGCCGGCUGCACCCGUGGAUUCAAUUAAUCUUCAGCUCUAUCAAAGCACUUGCUAUUGCAGGCGUUGCAAACCAAUUUCCAAUUGUCGGAACAAUAUUCCAUGCUCUCAUUCCAAAAGAAGUCAAACGAAAGGCCAUUGAGCACUUCGACUUGGCAGCCCAGAAGGUCGAUCGACGUCUCGAGACAAACAUGACCAGGCCGGACUUUAUUUCUGCUAUUCUGCAGAAUGGACUGAGCGAGGCGAAGGGCCAGUAUCUAGACGGAGGGCGGAUCAUGAGCCGAGCAGAAAUCCAUUCGAAUGCAUUUAUCCUCAUCGUCGCUGGCAGUGAAACCGCUGCAACGUUCCUUUCCGGCUGCAUAUUCUACCUUUGUACCAGCCCACCUAUCAUGAGCCAGCUCGUCUCUGAGAUUAGAACUACAUUCGCUACAGAAGACGAGAUCACAUUCCGCACUGCUGCCACCUUGCCAUAUCUGGCAGCCGUCAUCGAAGAGUCCCUGCGCAUGCACCCGCCCUUCGUCACAAGUCUCGCACGUAUCAUGCCACCAGGUGGAUCAAUGGUUGAUGGUCACUAUGUACCUGGCGGGACUGUUGCCGCCUGCCACCACUACGCCUCGUACCACUCUUCGUCCAAUUUUGCCUUCCCAGAUGUCUUCCUCCCAGAGCGAUGGCUCGGGCACGAUCCCCGUUUUGCUGACGACAGAAAAGAUGUCUUGCAGCCCUUCAGCCUGGGGCCACGGAACUGUCUAGGGAAAAACCUGGCAUACUGCGAAAUCCGCCUCAUUCUCUGCAAACUGCUGUACCGUUUCGAUAUUGCUCUGUGUCACGAAAGCGCUGACUGGGCCAACCAGAAGGUCUAUUUCCUUUGGGAUAAGCCGCCGCUUAUGGUGGCGCUGCAAGAUCGCUUUCAAAAAGGCAAGGAUGUUUCAAACUAG